AUGAGUUUGAACGCUGUAGCGAAGGCUUCUCUCUCGCCCGAGAAGCUCGUCAUAUUCUGCGAUGGCACCUGGUGUGGCCCAGAACAUGGCACGCGUACUAACAUCCAGCUACUAGCCGAGAUGGCUGGCAUCGACAUGAGCACGACUAAAGGUUCACGAGAACUGACAGAUGCUUCGCGGCGACUCAGAGCCAAAUAUUUCAACGGCAUAACUUGCAACUACUUGACCUAUGGCCUCGGCGCAUCAGCAGACAACCUAGGACAACUCUGUCUCGAGGCUUAUCGUUAUAUUGCGCGAUGGUACUCAGAAGGCACAGAGAUAUGGCUUUUCGGUUUAGGUCGAGGAGCUUACGCCCUGCGUUGCGUGGUCGGUAUGAUCAACAACUGUGGCAUCAUCAAGAACCCCAGUGACGACUUAUGCGAGCUUGUCUAUCAGACUUAUACAUCAGCUCGUGAAAACGACAGACCUUCCUCGAACGAUAGUGAGGCUUUUCGCAGAAGGGCCAGCUGGGAUGUGAUCACGCCCAUCAAGAUCAUGGUACUGCUAGAUACCAUCGGCAGCACCGGCCAUAAUUGCACCAACAGUUCAACUGGAUUCACAUCUCCAAGACUUCGCGAUGAAGUUGUUCCUGAUGUCGUCGAGAGCGUCUUCCAUGCUUGUUCUAUACACGACCGUCUGCCGGUCCUUCAGCCAUGUCUUGCAACAAAAUCAGACCACAACAAGAUGCCUCUCAUCUACGAAACUUGGUUUCCCGGUUGCCACUAUGACAUUGGACGACAACGCUGUCAGUUCUUUCCUAGAGGCUGGCUUUACCUUGUUCCGAGUCUGUUCAGUGGCGCAGUCGAACCAAACCAUGUGCUCAGUAACUCGGUCUUGUGCUGGAUUCUUCAAUCUGUCGCUCAACAGUUUCCGUCCCAGACAGUCUUCCAGGACUUGCAUUGGCAAAUCAAUUUCUUGAAAAAAUCCAUGCAGUCUGCCAACACUAGUACUGGUUCCGGAGAUGUAUAUGGGCCUUCCAAAACACUGAACAUUGCCCCCUUCGGUCGUAUACUCACUCGACUUCCCUUAGUACCUACGUUGCUCACACGUAUCACCACUUUACUCCCGCUUCGAGAUAGGAGGAUACCGGACCAUGCAGCUCAAGUCAUCGACUUUGAAUCGCCAAGCCAUCCUGACAACGAANAAAGUUUGGCGGAGAUGGCAAGAGUGGACAAACAUAGAUAUCCUUCCAAAACUUAUGAAGUCUGGAAGACGUGGACGAAGCAGAUUGCGGCCAAAGACAGAAAAACUAUACCCUGGGCCGAUGAUGCGGUCAUGCAUUCCGAUCACGAUACAAUACCUCUGCAGCUCGAACCUACGCGACCCGAAAACUCCUCUGCGGCGUUCAUAAAUCCCAUGAAUACUUACGAGGAUCAAAUCGAUACUGCAAGACCUCCGAGCCGACGCGACUCUGCCAACCCACAACUACGACAUCAGCGCUCCUCAUCUCUACCCCAAAACACCGUUCUCACAGCUUCAGACGACGCCCUGAUGAGAGCAGUGGUCAACUCCGACAUUGGGCUAGUACAAGAUCUUCUGACACAAAAGGCUUCCGAGCUAGCCUUUGACUUUGAAUGGUUGAGCGAAUUGAUCGAACUGGGCUAUAGUGUCGAAGAUGUUGCGGCUGUGCUUGUCGAAGAAGAAAGGGAAUCACCAUGGCUCCUUGUGUCGGGUGGAAAUUUCACUAAGAGGGCUUUGAAGAUGUCGAAAAGUUGGAGCGCAAGAGAGCACAUAGUCCUGCUUGAACUGCGCUUGGCUGAUGCCUUCUGUCUAGUAGUGACCCAGGAACUUCACCAUGAUUCAAUGCAGAAUCUUGUUUGCCAAUUUAAUGUACAUAAAGUGGAAGAUAUGGAUACACCAGUCCCUAUAGUAUAA
Aureobasidium musti is the source of this 1914-nucleotide messenger RNA. The record is from the annotation of a GenBank genome assembly. NCBI's taxonomy places the organism in Eukaryota, Fungi, Ascomycota, Dothideomycetes, Dothideales, Saccotheciaceae.